AAAUGUGUCACGAUUUUGGCACAAUAAAGGGAGAUUUGGGAUUGUGAUACGAACCCAAUGGGCGUUGGCAACGUCAUCCAUCCAAUCUUCACACUUUUCCCCCAAUCCUUCUUCCUUCCUUGGUUGGUCUCUGUGUAGUGCUUCACCCACCACCAAACCCAUCUCCAUUUCUCCUCCACGUCUAUGGGUUUCUUUGGUGGGCACUGCAGCGUGGACUCUACAGCCCUUUAUUGACUCUCUCCUCACCCUCCUCUCUUCAUUUCUGCUUUUGGGUAUCCAUUUUUGAGUCUCAAUAUCCAUCAAUCUCGAGCAAUUUUCAAGGUUACGAUGAGUGCGGUGAGUUUGGCAGCGUCGCUUCAAUCCUGCUCCAUUUUCACUCAAGCUUGUAGAUCCAGUAGUUUUCCAUUGAAAAGAGGGUCGAAAUCGUUUGUGAUUUCGAGGCAGAGGUUAUCCAGUUCCUCGAUUUCGUCUCUUUCCGUCUAUGCAGUUCUAGCCAAGGAGGAGACUGUGACGGAGGAGGAGGAAGGGAAACCUACUUUCAAUUUCAAGGAGUAUAUGGUUCAGAAGGGGAAUUCCGUGAAUCGAGCUUUGGAUGCUGCGGUUUUUCUUCGAGAACCAUUGAAGAUUCAUGAAGCGAUGCGGUAUUCUUUAAUGGCGGGCGGGAAGCGCGUUCGUCCUGUUCUUUGCAUCGCGGCGUGUGAACUCGUCGGCGGGAAUGAAUCCAUGGCGAUGCCGGCGGCUUGCGCUGUGGAAAUGAUACACACAAUGUCCUUGAUCCAUGACGAUCUUCCUUGUAUGGAUAACGACGAUUUGCGCCGAGGAAAACCUACAAAUCACAAGGUAUUCGGCGAGGACGUUGCUGUUCUCGCUGGAGAUGCGCUUUUGGCUUUUGCUUUUGAGCAUGUUGCGGUGUCGACCAUCGGCGUAGCGCCGCCGCGGAUCGUUCGAGCAAUUGGAGAGUUAGCGAAGUCGAUUGGGUCUGAGGGCCUCGUCGCCGGCCAAGUUGUUGAUAUUAACUCCGAAGGAGCGGCAGAUGCAGGCCUUCAGCAGCUUGAAUUCAUCCAUUUGCAUAAAACCGCCGCGCUUUUGGAAGCGGCAGUGGUUCUUGGAGCCAUUCUCGGCGGCGGAUCGAACGAGGAAGUUGAGAAACUCCGAAACUUCGCCAGGUAUAUCGGAUUGCUAUUUCAGGUAGUGGAUGAUAUUCUGGAUGUCACAAAAUCUUCAAACGAAUUGGGGAAAACUGCCGGGAAGGAUUUGGUUGCUGAUAAAGUUACAUAUCCAAAACUCAUGGGCAUUGAAAAAUCAAGGGAAUUCGCUCAAAAAUUGAACAGAGAUGCUCAGGAUCAGCUCUCUGGGUUUGAUCCCCAGAAGGCUGCUCCAUUGAUUGCUUUGGCUAAUUAUAUUGCUUAUAGGCAAAAUUGAUACUCUCUCUGUGUUCUGGAAUUGCAUUAAAACUGAAUCUUGGGGCUUCUGAAUUUGAGUUUGAUAUCAAUUUCUUCUUGAAUUCUGGAUUCUGGACUCUGUGUUCUUUGCCGUUCUUGUGAUCUUCUCUGUAGUUUAGUUUAGUUCUUUUUUUGGUUCAACCCUUUUGUGUAUCUUUCAGUGUUGUACUGAUACUCAUAAAAGCUCUCAAAAUCUGUAUUGAAACACUUCCUUUAUGUCAAUCACAACUACUUAUAGCCAUUAUGUUAGCCA
Cucurbita moschata (crookneck pumpkin) is the source of this 1695-nucleotide messenger RNA. Its product is annotated as geranylgeranyl pyrophosphate synthase, chloroplastic-like. NCBI's taxonomy places the organism in Eukaryota, Viridiplantae, Streptophyta, Magnoliopsida, Cucurbitales, Cucurbitaceae. The transcript has a single exon. Gene Ontology annotation, biological process: isoprenoid biosynthetic process. Gene Ontology annotation, molecular function: geranylgeranyl diphosphate synthase activity. The record is from RefSeq and is a predicted model, not a curated record. Bases 328 to 1422 code for a protein of 364 amino acids.